CCCAUAUGGAGCCUGUAUGUUGUUUGACAAACCGACACUCCACUAAUGAAAUUACGUCAUUGAAUAGAUUCAAAUAUUUCCAGAGAGGAUGGUAAACACAAAUUUCAAGUGGUCAUUCAGUAAGGUUUCAAAAACAUUUUAGUUAUAUUGACUGAAGGUAAUUGAAGAUUAAGAACAACUUUUGAAUGGAAACCUGCAGAUAACUGAUUUUAACCAACCAGAGAUAUUAGGGAAAUAGCUGUGGACAGGGAAAAAUUUACGAAAUGGACGAGUGGCAAACUGGAAAAUCGCUGAUAGAAGCUAAUAUCUAUAUGCUUCAUAACGAAAUUGCUACAGACGUCAUUUUUCUGGUUGGAGACGCCAGAGAGGAAGUGUGCGCGCACAAGUACGUUAUGAUGUCACGCAGUCCGGUCCUGCUCAGAGCGUUAAAAGAUCACAUGGAGAACACGGAUAUAGCGGUAAAUGUGCCUGAUGUAACCAUGGAAACCUUUAGAGAUGUUCUCACAUACUUAUACACGGAAAACAUAGAUCUACAUGCGGACAAUGUAACAUCUUUACUCUACGCGGCUAGACGAUUUCAAAUAAGCGGGCUUACAAAACUAUGCUUCAAUUUUUUGGAGACAGGAAUGUCCGUCAGUAACGUCUGUAAGAUAUUGGAACAAGCUCACAUUCACAAUGAGACAAAUCUGUAUGACAAAUGUUUGAAAUUCAUUUUUGUAAAUGGAAUGGAAGUUUUGAAAACGCACGCGUUCAAUGAGCUAUGUGAAGAAUGCGCUGGAGCCAUUAUACGCUCGGACGAACUUAAAGCUGACGAAGAACUUAUUUUCGAGGCAAUGGUUCUUUGGGCGACAAAUGAAUGCAGACGAAAAAAGAAGCCGUCAACGGACAUUGAUCGUCGCUAUGUUAUGGGACCACUGCUGUACCUUAUUAGAUUUCCAACUAUGGACGUUAGUUACUUCACGCAGAAAGUCUCGUUCCGCGAUAUCUUAUCGCACGACGAGGCUGUUUCGAUAUUCCAAUAUUUCCAUGGAGAGGAAAGACAACUUUCAAAACUAUUCAAUAAAAACGAACGGAAUAGAUUAAAAACAAAACGCCCACCGGUGAAUAAAAAUCAUAAACAACGACAACGAGAAGCUAAUAACUUUCCACUAGCUUUGGAGGUUACCCCAAGAAAACGAGCUGAAGUGAAACCGCAAAUUCCACUGUCGCCUCCGUCCAGCCCGAACAUGUCACGUGUUGCGAGAUUUCGAACGUAUGAUGGCCAAUGGAAGCAAAAUUGUUCAUCAGAUGCCAUAUCGUUCACGUGCUCCAGUCCAAUAGUGCUAUAUGGGAUUGAGGUUUUCGGCGCGACCAAGGGAACUGAAACGUAUAAUAUAAAGCUUUAUCUUUUUGAUGAUUUGAAAGAAGAAGUACGGAAAAACGACGUACGUAUCACAACGGAUACUGUAAGACGAACAUAUGACGUCAUGUACGCUCGGCCAAUAAGGGUGCCUCCGCGACGCGUUUUCACGGUGAUGGUGACAAUGAAAGGAAGUCCGACGUGUAAAGGGGUUGACGGUUCCUCGGUCCAUGUUUCUGAUGGCGUCACGUUUGAGUUUUGUAACAGCAACCGUAGUUCGAACGGAACUGACGUCACAGUUGGUCAGAUACCGGCCUUACUCUUUAACAAAACUGAGUAAACGAAAUUGUGCAUUACACUUCUAAAUAACACAAGUGCAGUAUGUGUUUCAGAAUGUGUUAUGUGGUUGAUGCAGACCCACUUAUAACAAAUGGCGCAUAUUUCUUUUUACGUACACCUACGUUGCCUUAUUCAAUGCAUGUGCCUAAUUAUAUAUGAUAGUGUUCACACUGAUAAACAAUAUCAUUUAAAGUUCCAUAAUACUUUUAAUUUAAGUUUUAAGCAGCUAUCCAAAUAGAUGAUAUGCAUAAUUACACCGUUGGAAAAUUACUUCUGUCAAAAGUUUACAUAAUAUCAAAAAGAGAGGUAAUUAUAACUAUAGAUUCAACACUUUCUAUAAAGUUAUCAGUAUUCAAACCUUUGGCAAAUAUAUGAGAAAUCAGUCAUAUCGAAAUUAGAAAUUAGCAAGAAAUAGACAUAUUUUAUGUUCAUAACAAAAAUGUGGUAGAUAGAUUAUAAACAACGGUAUAAGGAUCAUUUAGUUAAACGUAAUUGCUUUAUAAGUGUCGUUCAAAUUAGACUUUUAGAGGUUACAUAAAAUAUAUGAUUCAUU
Mercenaria mercenaria is the source of this 2231-nucleotide messenger RNA. RefSeq names its product BTB/POZ domain-containing protein 6-like. The transcript has 3 exons. Gene Ontology annotation, cellular component: cytosol. Bases 264 to 1679 code for a protein of 471 amino acids. NCBI's taxonomy places the organism in Eukaryota, Metazoa, Mollusca, Bivalvia, Venerida, Veneridae. The record is from RefSeq and is a predicted model, not a curated record. Gene Ontology annotation, biological process: neurogenesis. Gene Ontology annotation, molecular function: protein binding.